AUGAUCCAAAUUGAACCGCUGGACGCUGAAUCGAGCAAUUUUCCCGUCCCCCCUCACAUCUACCCAUGGCUGCGGGCGGUCGUCGCCUUGGGCUUCAUCAGCUUCAUCGCAUCCGUCUCGCUGCUGGCUGUGCUCACAUACAAGCUCAUCAGGUGGCGCAUCAAGUCCAAGCGGAGUAACCAGUUCGUCAUUCUCAUCUUCAACCUGCUGUGGGCCGACCUCCAACAAUCCUUGUCGUUCUUCUUGAACGUCGAAUGGCUACUCAACGGCCGCGUCCAAAUCGAAAGCCCAACAUGUUUUGCACAGGGUUGGCUUGUGUCGACGGGAGAUUUGGGUAGUGGUGUAUGGUGCUUCAUCAUAGGCUUACACACAUUCGCCUCUGUCAUUCUCGAUUUUCGACUGACGCCACGGUCCUUCUAUCUCGUGAUCUUGCUCCUUUGGGUCUUCAUUCUGGGCGUCUCUUCGAUAGGCAUUGCACUCCACCCAAACCACCUGUACGUCAGGUCCGGCGUCUGGUGCUGGAUCCACCACGACCUCAAGGAAUUACGUCUCUGGACUCACUACUUCUGGAUCUUCUUCUUUGAAUUCGGAAAUGUGAUCAUCUAUGCCCUCAUUUACGCCAUUCUCAUCCACCGUAUCCGCAACGGAUACUACACAUCCGAAGAAGCCAAACGCGUCCGCUCUAUCGCAAAUCUCAUGGUCGUAUACCCCUUAGUAUAUGUUAUAUGCACCCUUCCCCUUGCCUCAGCCCGUAUGGCCUCGAUGACAGGGAGCCGCCCUUCACUGGCUCGGCUAUGUCUUUCAGGCGCAAUGAUCACUUCCAACGGCUGGCUCGAUGUCCUCCUCUACACAUGCACACGGCGCAUCAUGAUCUUCAGCGACGAACCUCCUUCCAACAAUCUCGGUAUCGAUACCUUUGCCGCUUUCUGGGCAGAGAAGCCCCGACGCUUCGGUGGCGAAUGCACAAUCGAAGCUAUGCCACCAGCACGUCGGCGCUGCAAGAAUCGGGCCCUUUCGCCGUCCAGAAACGAAAGUGCUGAUGACUUGUGCCCCAGCAGCAGUAAGGAUAUCAAGAUGGUCUUGACGACACAGGUUACCAGCGAGCCAGCCAUGCCAGAAGAUUACGAGGAGAUGGAAGCCGAGGCAAAGAGAAUGCGGCCAGUAUCGCCAAUAGGCAGAUGGAGUCAGGAAAGCGGUGAAAGCCGGAGUCUGAAGGAGUUUGGAAUCGCGCAUAUACCACCUUGA
Messenger RNA from Plenodomus lingam JN3, 1245 nucleotides. RefSeq lists its product as uncharacterized. The record is from RefSeq and is a predicted model, not a curated record. Gene Ontology annotation, biological process: adenylate cyclase-activating G protein-coupled receptor signaling pathway. Lineage: Eukaryota; Fungi; Ascomycota; Dothideomycetes; Pleosporales; Leptosphaeriaceae. Gene Ontology annotation, cellular component: plasma membrane. Gene Ontology annotation, molecular function: G protein-coupled receptor activity.